UUUAUUUACUUGCGGUUCGAUAAUAUUGCAAUGUGCUCUCGUAUAAGUUAUCAUUAAAUUUUAUUCGCUAUCUGUGAGGAAUACUUUAAGGUAAUGGGUAAAAUUCCUCUUUUCAACGAAUCCGACCAGGAAUGCGAUGAAGCUAUUGAAUUCAAGACGAACAAAGGUUAUGCCAAACAUUAUGAUGAAUUUCGGAAGAAAGAAAUUCUUGGGCAAUUGAAAAACCUUGAAUCGGAGGCAGAAUCAUCAUCUACCGAAGAUGAAACGACGGAUGAAGAAGUCGUCGAUCCGGAAUUCGAUAAGGAGUUCUUUCAAACCUUAGCCUAUCUGAAGCGACGUGACCCGGCCAAGUACGAGGAGAAGCCAAAUUUUUUUGAACAUGUUAAACCCAUCGAAGAAGUUGCGUUGGAAAAACGGAAGAAAAAGGAGAAACCAAUGACGGUGAAGGAUUAUGAACGGAAAGUUAUUUUGGAGAAAGGUGGUAUUUAUGAGGAUGAAGAAGACGGACGUCGUCGGGAGGAACGAGCAGAAUCACCUUCGCUGGUUAAACAACAGGAGCAACUGAAGGACGAAAUUAGGAAAGUGCUUAACCAGAUCGAUACCGACGAUGACGAAGCGGACGACGAAAGCGAGAAACCGAAAGGAGGACUUCUGACGAAACGCAUCAAAAGUAAAGAUGAUACCGAUAAAGAACAGGCAGACUAUUUGAAAUGGUUAGCCGAUAACAAGACGAAAGAUGCUCCGACAGACGAUAUUAAAAAGCUCAAGCCGUUGAAGGAGUUUUGGACCAGCAAUGCUCUAUCGAAAGAGGAUCUGUUUUUGAGAGACUACAUUUUGAAUAAGCGAUUCGUCGAUAGUUCCGGAGAUGUUCCGACAUACGAAGACAUUGUUGGUACGUCGGAAGACGAAGAAGAGUUGGAAAAACAGGAAGAAUAUGAGAGGCAAUAUAAUUUCCGGUUCGAAGAACCAGAUGCCGAGUUUAUCAAAAGAUAUCCUCGGAAUGUCGAAGAAUCUGUUCGAAUUGAGAAAAAUAAACGGAAAGAACAACGUCAAGCGUUGAAACUUCGGAAGCAGCAAGAAAAAGAACAGAAGAGACGGGAACUGGAGGAGAUAAAACAAAUGAAGCUGCAAGAAAUUAAAGAUAAAAUUCAAAAAUUGAAGGAAAUUGCUGCGACGGAAAACAUGACCAUCGGCGAGGAGGAGUUGGAAUCAGAUUUUGACCCAGAUGAGCAUGACCGGCGAAUGCGUAAAAUGUUUGACGAUGGUUAUUAUGAUGUCGAUGAAGGCGAUCAAAAACCGGAGUUUCCGGAUCUAGACGAAGAGCUAGGAAUUGAGAACUAUGACCGGGAACAGAUUGAUAAUAAUGAGCCGGAUGAUGGGCAACACUGCGAGGAUGAUGAUUUCAUUAUGGAUGCCGAUUACGAUGAGAAUCAGAAAAAGAAGAAACAGUUCCAAAACGAACCACUGGAAGCGACCGGUAGUAAAAAGAAGAAAAACAAAAGAAAAUCAAAAUUUGUUGAAGUCUUGAGAAAGGAUAAGCCCGUAUUUGAUCCGGAAGAUGAGAAAACCUACGGAGAGUAUAUCGAUGAGUAUUACAAACUGGAUUAUGAGGACAUUAUCGGGGAUUUGCCAUGUCGUUUUAGAUACGUGGAAACAGUGCCGAAUGAUUUUGGACUGUCGGUGGAAGAGAUUCUAAUGGCAAACACUCGUGAGCUGAAUCGUUGGGCCAGUGUGAAGAAAACGGUUCAAAUAAGGCCAAAAUAUGCCGAACUGAAUGAGGCAAAUGUUUACAAAAAGAAGGCCCAGAAUGAGGAAUUAAAGAGAAAGAUUCUGCCAAGUCUGUACGUGAAACACGAGGAUAGCGAUUCGAUGGAAGACGAUGAAAUUAAACAGAAAAAAUCUAAUAAAGUAACUAAACUAGAGGAUGACGAAAAAGCACCCACUGAAACGGUGGUAGAACUUGCUGAUCACAAAACGAAAAGAAAGAAGAAAAAGAAGGAUUCGGUUGCUGAUGUUUCAAAUGCCGAAUCAAAAAAUGAUACAAAAGAAUCUGCCACGGAUUGUGGAGCGCAACAAAAUCCCUCCGGCAAGAAAUCCAAAAAGAAACCUGAACAUACAUACAAAAUGGAUGCCGAUGGCGCAAGUAAUUCAACGGAUGUUAAUCGAGACGUUGGUCACAGCGGAAAAUGGAAAGCAGAUAGUAGGAAACGGAAACAGCAGAACGGCGACAAGGUCGGGGAUAAGUUUAAGAAACAGAAAAUUUCUACAACUUCAUCAAAUGUAAGUGAAAGCCGGCUACGAGCGUUUGGAAUCAAUCCUAAGAAAUUCCAUAAUAAGCUUAAGUAUGGCAAUCAACAAAAACAUGAAGGAGAAAUGCCGAAACAUCAGAAUGGUGCGGAGAAACGCAAUGGAAAGCCUAAACGAUGGAAGAAUCAAAACGGAAAUUUCAAAAAGAAAAAUUGAAAGAUGGAAUGAUUUCUAUUGUUGAAUAAAGUUUAUGCUAAUUGUAAA
Molecule: messenger RNA, 2511 nt
Organism: Malaya genurostris
Lineage: Eukaryota; Metazoa; Arthropoda; Insecta; Diptera; Culicidae
Product: protein KRI1 homolog
Exons: 4
Coding region: 94-2463 (789 amino acids)
Biological process (GO): endonucleolytic cleavage in ITS1 to separate SSU-rRNA from 5.8S rRNA and LSU-rRNA from tricistronic rRNA transcript (SSU-rRNA, 5.8S rRNA, LSU-rRNA)
Cellular component (GO): nucleolus; 90S preribosome
Source: RefSeq, a predicted model, not a curated record